AUAUAUAGAGGUGAGUUAGAGACUAAGUAGUAACACCACACCAUAUCUAACAUCAAAGAUCCAAUAUGGCAACUCCCCAAGAUAAACUUUCCUCCAAAUCUUUCAAAUGGUUUUCCACCAAAGCCCUAAAACUAAACCUAAGUUUCCAUAACCGACGAGCGUCAUCACCAAAAUCCAAUUCUUCUUCAAGCUUAAACUCUCCAAGAAGCAACACUGAUGACAACAACAACACAAAAAGUCACCACUCCCAUGACGAGCUCCGUCGAGUCUUCAGCCACUUCGACGUGAACAGCGACGGUAAGAUCUCAGCCUUUGAGCUCAGAGACUACUUCGGAUCUGUAGGUGAAUAUAUAACUCACGAGGCAGUUCAAGAAGCGAUAAACGAAGUAGAUACUGAUGCUGAUGGGUCUUUAGGUUUUGAGGAUUUCGUUGGGUUGAUGACAAGAAGAGAUCUUGACGGUAACGGUGACGGUGGUGGAGAGUUGAAGACGGCGUUUGAGAUGUUUGAGGUGGAGAAAGGGUCAGGAUGUAUAACACCAAAGGGUUUGCAAAAUAUGCUUACGAAGUUAGGGGAAUCAAGAACGUAUGGAGAGUGUGAAGCAAUGAUAAAUUAUUACGAUAUUGAUGGUAAUGGAGUUCUUGAUUAUCAUGAGUUUCGGCAAAUGAUGACCGUUUAAUUUAAUUAAUUUAUGUUUAUCUCAUAUUAUCAUGUUAUUUGCUCGAAAUGCUUAUGAAGUGUUUUCUUUUUACAAAGUUAAUCUUUAUGAAGUGUGUGUAGGUUUUAUAUUACGAGUGAGCUUAAUUACUUGUGUGGACUAUUAAUAAAUUAUAUGAAUGAUAUAUUUGUAUUUUGAGGUA
Messenger RNA from Brassica rapa (field mustard), 858 nucleotides. Its product is annotated as probable calcium-binding protein CML41. Gene Ontology annotation, molecular function: calcium ion binding. NCBI's taxonomy places the organism in Eukaryota, Viridiplantae, Streptophyta, Magnoliopsida, Brassicales, Brassicaceae. The record is from RefSeq and is a predicted model, not a curated record.